AGGAAGCCGUGCUGCAGUGCUGGAAACCGAGUCGAAAGAAACUGCUGGAAAACAUACCUCUCUCUCUUUCAUUUCAUGUGCGACGCUGUAAGUCGUUCUGGCAAAAUAAAAAUCACAUUUUCAAUAAUCUGAACGUAAUGGCGCCCCGCAGAAGUGAUCGAAUUUUGGCGGCCAACCCGGCGUCCCCUGCCGCCCCGCCCUUGACCCGACGCGCUGCGUUCCUCCGCGCAGUGGAGGCCAUAUCCAUAUCCGUUCACGGGCGCCGCAGGACCACCACCACUGCCAGCCAGCGCCGCAGGACCACCACCACUGCUAGCCGGCGCCGCAGGACCACCACCGCUGCCAGCCGGCGCCGUGCAAUCCAGAUCGCUCCCAACCAGCCGCCCGCUGAGGACCCUCCCGUUGUCAACCGCCGCGAGACUAACAGCGCCCGCGUCAACGUGUAUUUGGAUGGUGCCUGGCACCUCAUAGACCGUGGGAACUUCGAGAUGUUAUUCCAACAGCGUGCCGAUCUUGAAAUGCCGGAUGCUAUGACCGCUGGCCGUGGAGCUGCGGCGCCAGAAAAUGUACUGGAAAUGGGCACUGAAUUAGGCGUACGCCGCCUCCGCACGGAGAUGGCGAAAAUGACGAGCGAUCCGACGGACGGGUGCACGGUGGAGUUAGUGGACGACUGUAUCUACGUCUGGAAGGCCGUUAUUCUCGGGCCCUUGGGCACGCCCUACGAGGGCGGCCACUUUGAACUACGCCUUCACUUUCCGCAGACGUACCCGGCUCGACCACCGGCUAUACUGUUCCGUACAAGGGUGUACCACUGCAAUAUUUACCGCCAAGAUAUCUGCGUGGAUAUUCUUCACUCGGCUUGGUCGCCCGCCCUGACCGUGGAGAAGAUACUUUUGUCCAUCCGGUCGCUGCUGUCGGACCCCAACCCCGAGAGCCCCUUGAACGGCGCCGCUGCCCAGCUGUACAAGACGAACCGCGAGCAGCACGACCGCAGGGCACAGGAGUGGACCGCCCGCUACGCCCAGCCAGUGGACUCAACGUCUGAAUAAUCCCAAACAUCUCAUCCACGGAUACACAGCGUUUUCCAAAUUCUUUGAGCAUCUUUGUUGGUAUCUGUCACUAAACACACAUGAACAUGAGCUGCAUGGUAACAUAUACAUACAAUCAUUUUUUGACUGAAAUAAAGACGUAGGCUGUGAAAAUGUUUCGUAGAAAUUGCAAAAUACUUUCGUCAUAUCAUCCGCGAGUUCGUCAAGACGGGGAGCAGUCGGACGGAAGAUCGCCGGCCAUGAUCACUGAGAAUCUUAUUGUGUUCAUCAGACGUCUAUCGCUGCCGGCGGACCCCAAUCCCAAGGCACGACAGUGGACCGCUCGUUACACCCGUUACAUAUUUCUUUAGAAUAUGGAUCCAGCACUUUAAUCGAAUGUAUCCAAUAGAAACACACACAAACACGUGUAUGGCUGCUCGGACUAGUUCCCCAUUGAGCGUUCGUCCAGCAGCAACUACCAUCAUUAUUUUCCACUUUUUGUUGCUAUUCAAAUGUUGAUUUAAAACUUUAUUUUUCAA
Molecule: messenger RNA, 1567 nt
Organism: Drosophila pseudoobscura
Lineage: Eukaryota; Metazoa; Arthropoda; Insecta; Diptera; Drosophilidae
Product: constitutive photomorphogenesis protein 10-like
Exons: 2
Coding region: 138-1049 (303 amino acids)
Source: RefSeq, a predicted model, not a curated record